AUGAGCGACGAGGCUCUAAGUUCAUACACCGUGGCGUCGUCGCCUCUGGCUACAGAUACAGACCAACAAGUCGUGUUUAAUAUACGAAAACCAACCACCCGUUCGUCAGAAGCAUAUUUACUUCCCAAAUCACCAAAGAUGGUUCACUAUCCUAAUAACGAAGACACACUUCCCUUUGAAUCGCCAGACAAUAUGUACCGAUUAGAGCAAUUAGCAGAUGGAAUGGAUCAAUUGGAAACAACCAUUGGCCAGUUGGCAAAAGUACACACCCUGAUUAAUGAUCAUCUUAAUGAGAGUAUUGCAAGUUUAAUACAUGGACUUACAAUCUCCAUGUGGUGUGUGGAUUAUCCCGGAGUACCCAAUAAACUGCAGAUCGAAGCUAUGCGUAAUCAUCAGAAAGCAAUUAGCGAAACCAGAAAAAUAGAAUCCCAAAUAACGUUGGCUCAAAAGGAAAAUCAAUUACUACGAGAAAAGUUGCAGCAGUUGAAACAACGUCAGAAUGGAUUACGAAAUCUGCGAAGGGGAAAUAGAAUAUCAGGACAAAAUUCAAGAGUUCCUGCCGUUGUAGAAAGGCUCACGAGAAUGGCUCCACCUAUUCGGAAGCCAAUCCUGAUUAAACAAAUCAAAACUCAUAAACCUACCUCGGAAGCCAUUAAAUCAAAAACUCUUCAAGAACGGAAUACCCCUAAUAAUAAAUCAAGGAUACCGAAACCAACACUGACUAAGAAUAGAGAAUGGGGAAAUAAUCCUAAUCUUAACCAGCCUCCACGGUAUUUAAAAGGUUUGUUUGACAGUUCGGAUGAGUCCAAAUAG
This is a messenger RNA of Lizanozyma spartinae, 813 nucleotides long. It is a transcript of the gene DAM1, whose product is annotated as Dam1p. The transcript has a single exon. The record is from RefSeq and is a predicted model, not a curated record. NCBI's taxonomy places the organism in Eukaryota, Fungi, Ascomycota, Pichiomycetes, Serinales, Debaryomycetaceae. Gene Ontology annotation, biological process: mitotic sister chromatid biorientation. The coding region runs from base 1 to 813 and encodes 270 amino acids. Gene Ontology annotation, cellular component: mitotic spindle; mitotic spindle pole body; mitotic spindle polar microtubule.